Molecule: messenger RNA, 1260 nt
Organism: Telopea speciosissima
Lineage: Eukaryota; Viridiplantae; Streptophyta; Magnoliopsida; Proteales; Proteaceae
Product: protein STRICTOSIDINE SYNTHASE-LIKE 10-like
Exons: 3
Coding region: 43-1155 (370 amino acids)
Biological process (GO): biosynthetic process
Molecular function (GO): strictosidine synthase activity
Source: RefSeq, a predicted model, not a curated record
ACUGUAUUACUUCUCCAGUUCUUCCCUGUCUGCUCUGAAACUAUGAAUUGGAAGCUCAUCUUAACUGCAACCGCUCUUACAGUCCUCUCCAGUUUCCUCAUACGAAACCCGACACAGUUAUUUUUUCCACCAUCGAUUCCUGGGUCCCACGACAAGCUUCAAGCUGCUGAGGUGAUCCCCGUAGUUGGAGCUGUCGGACCAGAGAGUCUCGCAUUCGAUCCCAACGGCGAGGGCCCUUACACAGGCGUUGCUGAUGGCAGAAUUCUCAAAUGGCAAGGACAAGCCAAAGGCUGGACAGAGUUUUCUGUUACCUCUCCACAAAGGAAGGACUGUGUACGCCCUUUUGCACCAGAGAUGGAGCAUGUUUGUGGGAGGCCGUUAGGAUUGAAAUUUCAUCCAAAAACGGGAGAUCUCUAUAUCGCUGAUGCCUACUUUGGGCUUCAUAUGGUAAGCCCAGAUGGAGGUUUGGCGACCCAAUUGGUAACCGAAGCCGAAGGUGAGCCCUUUCGAUUCACCAACGAUAUGGACAUCCACGAAGAAGAAAAUGUAAUCUAUUUCACUGAUACAAGUACAGUCUAUCAGAGAAGGCAGUUCAUGGCGGCUGUUUUAAGCAUCGAUAAGACGGGGAGAUUGAUGAAGUAUGACAUCUCUAACAAAGAAGUGACGGUCUUGCUGAGAGGGCUUGCUUUUGCCAAUGGUGUGGCACUGAGCAAAGAUCGUUCCUUUGUGCUUGUAGCUGAGACAACAACUUGCAGGGUCCUAAGGUAUUGGCUUCAAGGCCCUAAAGCAGGAAGCCACGACGUCUUCGCCAGUCUUCCCGGGUUUCCUGAUAAUGUUCGACGAAAUUCGAAAGGGGAGUUCUGGGUUGCGUUGCAUUCUAAAAAGGGAAUCUUAGCGAAUUUGAUGCUGUCGAACAGUUUCAUUGGGAAGACAUUGUUGAAGCUCCCCAUUAGUUUUAAGAACUUGCAUGCGAUGUUUGUUGGGUUUAAGGCCCAUGCAACUGCUGUAAAGCUGAAUGAGGAGGGACAGGUUGUUGAGGUGUUGGAAGAUUGUGAAGGAAGGACUUUGAAGUUCAUUAGUGAGGUGGAGGAGAAGGAUGGAGAUUUGUGGAUUGGGUCUGUGUUGAUGCCCUUCAUGGCCAGGUAUAACCAGUAGUAAAAAACUCCUGAAUUUUGAUGCUGAUGUCUUUGGCUUACUUGUCAUUAACUGCCUAUGUAGCAGCAUGUCUGUAAGUAAUAGAAUGCAGUGCAUUAAUGUAAA